CAAGAUGGCGUCUUUUGGGGACAUUUCUGUGCCUUAUCAAAAUGACCUUCGCGUUUUAAUGAAAUACAUCUCGACUCUCGUGAACCUUGGCUAUGAAACUAUUGCUAUAAACAGGACCGUUUCACCAGACGUGAAGGGGAAAGGCGGGCAAGACAAAAUACCAGGUCCUCCAAAUCUAACCAGUUUGCCAGGGUUGGAAGAUUUGAAAAAAACUUGUCCGAAAUUAAAGCUGCUGUCGAGGAUAACUGUCAUUAUUGAAGACCAACAGCAAGUACGUUUUAUCCCCGGAGAAACUGUACAAAGUUACGACAUUGUUAGUGUACAACCGACAAAUGAAAAACUCUUCCAACAAAUUAGCCAGGCGGUUGAAUGUGACGUCAUUAGCUUUGAUAUGACGUCACGAAUGCCAUUCUACAUUAAGCAUCCUCAGGUGAACUUAGCUAUCGAACGAGGUGUGAGUUUUGAGAUACUCUAUGCGCCCGCCAUUCGAGACGAGAGCUUACGAAAGCAUACAAUUACAAACGCAUUGGAGUUGAUUCGCGUUUGCAAGGGUCGGAAUGUCGUCAUGUCGAGCGGUGCUGAACAGACAAUUGAGUUACGAGGCCCCUAUGACAUUAUUAAUCUCGGGCUGCUGUUUGGGCUAAAACCCGACCAAAGCAAGGCGACAGUUUCUAGGAAUGUUCGUAGCAUUAUCUAUCAUGCAGAAGCGCGUAAUAAGACUGUCAAGGGUGCAGUAAGUUUGGAAAAGAUGCCAGUCCCGGCAAGUAGUGUAAAGAGAGGUCAUGAGAAUGUUGAGCAAAGCAAAGAAUCUGAUCUCAAGUCAAAGAAAUUUAAGGUAUAAAAGCUUCAUAGUUUGACAAGGCGCAAGGUAGAUUUAGCAACGACUAAACAGCUUUGUGAAAGAUGAAACUUUAGGGACCCUCUUUAUUAGAUUGUGCUGUCUCCUACAGGCCUGACUGCACAAAACAAUUAGUCAUAUACGAUUUCUAUUCUGGCGUAUGUAGCGGAUUAAACACUUGUGCAUGCCCAAACUGAAUGAAGAGAAUUGUGGUAUUAUUUCAUACGCCAGAAUCACAAUCGUAUAUGAUUGAUCUUAUCAUGUAGACAGGCCUUAAUGUCCAUCUCUCAUAAUCAUAGUGGUGCCACCUGAUCCAUUGUACAUUUUAAAUUGAGUUCAGUUGUAUUCAGUAAGGGAGUAUGAUAUUUUGGAACCUGUUGGGGGAAUAGAUUUACUCGUACGAUUCUUCCAAGCGGUCCAACAAACGGAGUAACCAGAGGAAGUUUGGGGGUGUUUGAGUGAAUAUUUAGUACUAUAUUCUCACAUGUAACUGUGAAGAUCAGACAACUGCAUUGUGUUGAAGUCAAAGAGGUAGCAAUCAGGAAGCCACAUUAGCAAAUACUAAGUGGAUUUCACAAAAAAUUAUGUCAUUGUAGUGAACUUUAACUGGGUUGAAAUUUGUGUUUAUGUUAAACAGCUUUAGAUUUGUGUAAAGGUUAUCAUUUUUUUGCGCUGGUCACAUUGUAUUUUUGCAUUUUCCAUUGCUCGCAAACAGGUAGUUAUAUUAGAACAAGAUAUAGCAUGACUGAUUGGCAAUCAUAUUUUCACGGAAAGUAUGUCAUUUUCGUUAUAGAGCCUCUUUUUCAAAUCGUGAGCCAAAGUGACAUACGGAAAGGUCUAUUGUAGCCAAAUCUAGAGCUUUCUACCGUUGACGAGCAGCAAUCUGACUAUUUCAUUUUUCAAAGCACAAAAUGUGUGUGAUAAUCAACUUAUUUACUUCAAACAUCAAUUUAAUUUUUCUCACAAAUUGACCAAACCAACAAUAAAAAUUCGAACUGAGUUUUAAAGGUCAAUUUACACAACACAAAUUUUGCCUAAAACUGUCACAUGCAACCUGCUUACAACUUGAGUUGUACUGUGUAAAUCAAGUAUACAACUCGCCUAUGACAACAUGGGCAAGUUGUAUGCUUGAUAUCUAUUGUUGUAUACUGCUAUUUACUGAGACUUUCACUGUAGUAUUGAAAAUGUUCAUGUUUUAAUUUGUUUAUCAGGAAAAUAGCCUGGGUCUUUGCAGUGAUUAUAACUGCAAGCAUUUGUAUAAGAAAUUUGUAAAUUGAAAUAUAAAGGUUGUCUGUGUUACAUUUUUGUUAUAAAUAUAUAUAUUU
Molecule: messenger RNA, 2163 nt
Organism: Paramuricea clavata
Lineage: Eukaryota; Metazoa; Cnidaria; Anthozoa; Malacalcyonacea; Plexauridae
Source: the annotation of a GenBank genome assembly